GGGUUUGAUUAUGCAUAACGAGAGACUGCCGCGAGGUCAACUUCUUAGAAAUAUGCACUCGAAGCAAAUAUCAAAACACUGUGAACAGAAUUGUCGUGUCAAGCUUUAAAUACGAAAAGAAAUAAUCAUUGGUGUGGAUAUUUUAAAAGGCUUGUGGUGUUUGCCACAUUUACUUUUGACGUCCAAACCACGUGCAUCGGAUGAAGAAAAGAAAACAAUGGUUGACUUUCGUUCUGGGCAGAAGUGGACGGACUUGAGUCGGAAACUGGUUCAAAGUUUUGAAAAUGAUUUUAGUGACGAUAUAAUUAAAAGGAGACAAGAAUUUCAGAAGUUCCAAAAGUUAACAGCUGCUCUUUCAGGUUUGUUAGGGAUGAAGGUGUUUUGGAGUGGAAGUAUUGUGGAAGGUAGCAUGAUGGACCCAACGGCACGAGGUUUAGAAGCCGACGUGAUGAUUUCCCCAACAAACUUGAUCCUUUCUCGAGAUCAACAGAGGGAAAUGUUCGAGUACAUUUCUGAAGUACAUGGAUACGUAAGACUUCGAGUCACAGAGGACCUAGCAUUACACCUGAGAGACGCCGUUUCGGAACUUAAUGUUAGAAGAAACGUUGACAGUGGCGCAGUGUUUAUCGUCUCUGACUUUGCAUCUGGGGAAUCAGAUAUAAUAUCAGAACUCCCCGAUAAUUUCUUCACAAGAGCGCUUUCUGACACUCUGCAUUUCGAUAGUCUCUUCACUUGUGUUUCCCCUCAAGGACCUGCCUGUAACCAAGUUGUCGAGGGUUUUGCACACAUCUUUGAAGGGAUCACCAGUCCUAAACAAUUACUACAGAAAUUUGCAAUCAAUGCUGGAAAUAGAUACAUUUCAAAACUGACAAAGCAAGAAAAAUAUGGUGACAAAUUGAUGACCAGAGGAGAAACUCCAACAAAACAAAAAGCUUUUGACUAUAUUAGCUUGUCGAGAACGCAACCUAAUUCUAUCAGCUUGGACUCUGUCUUCUCGCUGGAAUGUACAGGCUGGCCGGAGAUCGCUUCAGAGUACUUCAACAGGGACAGAAACUGGCCACCCUUAUCGACACUCAACAAGAUACGCAACGACGGCUUCCAUCUUGUGUACAAACCGCUGGACAAGGAAUCCGCAGACUCGGUUGAGUGGCGAAUCUCAUUCUCCAAAGCAGAAGCUGCUCUCUUCAAUUCCAUGAGCCCUCUCAUGAUGCAUUGCUACCGCAUUUUUAAGACCAUCUAUUACUGCGAGCUGACAUUGCCCAAGGUCCUUUGCUCAUAUUACAUGAAGACGAUCUUCCUGUGGGCGUGCGAGCGGCUCCCUGAAGAUGUCUGGGACGAGUCUAACCUGGCGCAAGUGGUUUUGGGAUUGCUUGACGAACUUGUGCAUUGCCUGGUUACCAAGUCCUGCCCACAUUACUUCAUACCAGAAUGCAAUCUGCUUGAGCAUGCGCAUCAGGAUUUCCUUCUUGAUCUGGCGAGAAAGGUGCUGGAGAUACGCACCCACCCUGACAGGUAUCCCAAAAGUCCAACUAAGCCAGAUGGCGAGAAGUCACACCAGGCCUCCUGGUCGAACGUGGAGGGAGAUAUUGAGCUGGACUAAAUUUUAUAAUCACCAAAAAAGGCUUAAACACGAGGUUCAGCUAUUAAAGCCCCUCCCACCCCCGGGCCCAAAUUUGCAAUCAUAACCAUAACACUGCCAAGCUAGCAGUCACAAAAAAACAUAUCUGUUUUAAAAGUUGUCAUCCGUUUUUCCCCCGGUCUUCGCCUUAUCGGGAGAUUGUAUAACAUACUUAGAGGCUUUAAUAUUUAACUUGCUUUUGCAACCACUAAACGGUACACUCUUUUUUUAUAAUGACGUCUAAUUUACAGUUGAGGCUGGGACAUUUUAAGGCUGAAUAAGUUCUUACGGUGUUCUUAAAUUUUAGUGUAUAUAAGAAUAUAAUAUCCAAUAAAUUAUUAGGAAUAGAAAUACACUAAUGAUCAAUAGCAAUAAUAAGAUUGUUACUCUGAGCACAAUUUGAUUCUGCAUUAUAGAACACAACAGGACUAUAAAAGAUUUUGUUUUCUGCUAUCUGAGCCUUGGCAUGUUCUUAGCAUGUUCUUAAAAUUUGGUGAAAUCUCAGGCUGGACGUUCUUAUAAAAAAAGGUUCUUAUAAAAAAAAGAGUGUAACUAUGUUAAAUGAUUUCGCCGCAACUUGCAGAUAAUCUUGUUUUUACUCGCCAUACGUUUCAUGACAGGGUCAAAAAAAAUAAAAAAUAAUAAAUAAAAAAUAAUCUAUGCUCUGGCUUCUCGUGAUUCCCACACGUACGAUUCAUAUAUGAGUACACCGAUUGUUUCUCAGGAUAAGCUUAUUUGGAAAUAGUUUAUUCAUCGAGAAUAAUCAGUCAUGCUUCUUGUUUCUCUCAUUCUUAUAUAAUCUCAACAUACAUUAGGCUAUAGAGUACAAGCUUAGAUGGCUGAUUGAUAGCUAAUCCCCAGCAUAGAGACAAUCUUGGGAAAACGAGAGACAAUCACAGACGUUCGCGCUUCAUUAGGGCAAAGGCUAUAGGAAUUUUUCCUUCCCGUAUUUUCCCCGAAGACGUGAGCAUAAAAAGUGUCAUUUUGAUGUAAAUGGAACACAUUGACAGAUCUUGAUAUGUGUAAAUGAUAGGUGCAGCCUAAGGGAUAAUAGAGUUGUGACCAUUACUAAUUUAAUAAAUAUGUUAUCCUAAAAUAAUCUCCUAAUCCGACAUCUCAUCCAAAACAAGAGAGUAUGCUUAUAACCCGAAUCACUACUAAGUACUAGGCCCUGCUGACUCACAAGGAUUAGAAAAUUGCUUUUUAGCUCUAGCAAUUAUAGCAGACACACACAAUUGAAAAAGCUCAACCAAAAAGGGGCUGGAAGAUAACGCAAAAUUUGAGAUACUGAGUAUUUGUCAUUAAACGACCUUUAGAUUAAUGCAUAGAAUGGCUUAUGAGAGUGUAGGACUUUUGUAAAAAAAUUUUCCCUUGGGGAGACUUACUCACUAUACAAUUAUUAUGUAAAUGAUUACAUGGCAUUUCUGGAAAAAAGGUCCAAAUAUGGAGAGUAGAUUUCCAGCUUGUCGUUGGAAAAAGUCUCAUGUCCCGGAUGUGCAGGAGGACCGGGAACAUUUCAAAAACGCAAAAGCCUUUCUUUUAGUAAAACAAUAAACAGAUAUCAGAACGAUAAUGAUAAAACAUCCCAUUUAAUUCGCUCUAAUACACCCUAAUGGUUUACGAAUUGAUUUUCCACGUCAGAUCAACGCGGGCUAAAAAGGACCGCAUUUGAGUUGUCUCUCAGUUGCUUUUCAUGGAAGCCUUCGGGAUAUUUUACCAAAAGCGCUUCAAUUUAUCAGGUAACACGAAGCGGUCUCUGAGUAGAAAGUGCUUCAAUUUAUCAGGUAACACUAAGCAGUCUCUGAGUAGAAAGUGCUCCAAUUUAUCAGGUAACACGAAGCGGUCUUUGAGUAGAAAGGGCUUCAAUUUAUCAGGUAACACUAAGCGGUCUCUGAGUAGAAGCUUAUGCAUGCUUUAUCUCUGAUAUCCAUUGAUGGAGCUUGUAUGAAAAAGCUAACGGUCUGACUUUUUGGAAAGCUCGAAAACAGUCAAUUUAUGCUGAAUAGCCAAAAUACUCAUCCAAGAUUAAAAGUUUUUUUUUAUUUAUGUAAUGCACAACUUUGAGUGAAAGUCUUAACUUAAGCAAGUGUACAGUAGGGUUAAUAAAAUACAUUUACGAGUGUAUAGUAUUGGUGAAAAAUAGGCCAUGAUCUACUCAGGCUUAACUAAAAUCUAAUUGCAAGAACAAUGUGUCUAUGAUUUUAGUUAUUUUUGCCAAAAUAGAUAGAACUUAUUUGUGAACGAUUUUGUCCUUUUUACAGGAUUAAAAUGGCUUCAUUCAA
This is a messenger RNA of Nematostella vectensis (starlet sea anemone), 3900 nucleotides long. RefSeq lists its product as uncharacterized. The record is from RefSeq and is a predicted model, not a curated record. The coding region runs from base 218 to 1600 and encodes 460 amino acids. NCBI's taxonomy places the organism in Eukaryota, Metazoa, Cnidaria, Anthozoa, Actiniaria, Edwardsiidae. The transcript is spliced from 5 exons.